Leptopilina boulardi is the source of this 3763-nucleotide messenger RNA. RefSeq names its product semaphorin-1A (gene Sema1a). The record is from RefSeq and is a predicted model, not a curated record. NCBI's taxonomy places the organism in Eukaryota, Metazoa, Arthropoda, Insecta, Hymenoptera, Figitidae. The transcript has 10 exons. Gene Ontology annotation, molecular function: semaphorin receptor binding; chemorepellent activity. Bases 1071 to 3380 code for a protein of 769 amino acids. Gene Ontology annotation, biological process: positive regulation of cell migration; axon guidance; neural crest cell migration.
GACAGCUGUGGUGUAACAUCACACAUCGAUUUGGCGACCCUUCGUGAUUAACAAAUUUUUGUUCAACUGUACAUUGCAUUGGAAUUUCAUAGAACAUUUUUCAAAAAGAAAAAUUCUUGAAAUAUAAAAGAAAAAUAGUUUUUUAAAAUUAAAUGAGAACGUCAAAAUAGUGAUGAAAAAAAGUGUUUUAAAUGUUGCUGCAGUGCUAUAAAUUUACUGGUUCGUUAUGCGGUGUUUCUGACAACAGCCCUUGUCAACCCCUAUUUCCUGAAUUUCACAUUGAAGAGGAAUCAUUGCCGUUGACAUAGAUAUAUAAAAAUUAAGAUUGAUGGUGUUGCAGCAGCGACCGUGUCACGAAGAGGACAAUGUACUGUACAUGAUACGCCGUGGUUGAAAUUUGCCAAAGCGCAAGUCGGUGUUGAUACCGUCAUCCCUGUUUUCACCCUCUUCCCUCAUCAUCCUUUUCUUCCUCAUCAGUCUCUCAUUUAGUUUUUCAUCCCCCGUCUCUCCCUCUUUCUCUCUCUCUCUCGUUAUCACUUUAUGUGCUCAGUGCGUAUAUUCAAGAUUCCGGUUGAUCCGUAGGCGGCGUGCGCUUCAUCGCAUGCGCUCAACGACUAAGGUACAUCGGCUAUCAGCAGCGUCAGUGUGACCAUCACCAUCCGCAAGUUACGACGGUUGCACUUGCGAGUUCGUGAGACCUCGCGUGUGCUACACAAGACUGCCUGUCAACCUGGAUACGUUAAGAAAUGUUGAACGAUCGAUCGCACGACGACCGGUCAAAAUGAACAUGUGCUGGACGAUGAUUGUCUUCUCAACUAUAUUUAAGGACAAGAAGAAUCAUCAUCCAAUGCAAGAAAAGUGAAAUUUAGUGUUAUACCAUACCCCUGUGCUGUCGGGAUUUAUUUCCGCGGUGUUUGGGUUUGUGUGAGUGUGUGUUUUUUGUGAGCGUGCGUGAAUAGUGUACGUGCAUUGUGUUCAGUUAUAUAUAUAUAUAUCUCAAAAAGAAAAAAGAAAAGGAAAUUUUUUUAUUAUUUUAUCCACACUGCGCGAGAUACACGUGAUUCACCGUAAUGAGGAAUUUGGCACUACAUAUCCAGCUACUAUUUGCUUCCAGUUGGAGCGUUGGGCUGUUCAGCGUCGUUUUCGCUGCCUGGCAAGAAAACGUCAGGCCCAAGAUGUACGUCCAACUCGGUGCAGAAGAUGUAUUCAGGUUCACAGGAAACGAGACACAUACAGAUUACUUCCGACUGGUACUGAGAGAUGAAAAUUAUCUUCUAGUCGGUGGAAGAAAUCUGGUACAUAAUUUGAGCUUGACAGACCUCACGGAACAACAAAGAUUGACGUGGUACUCAAAGGAGGAGGACAUAAAAAUGUGUGUGAUGAAGGGUAGCGAUGAGGAGAAAUGCCAAAAUUAUGUUCGCAUUUUAGCGAAAACAGGGAAUAAUAAUUUAUUGGUUUGUGCAACGAAUGCCUUUAAACCAAUGUGUCGUGAUUAUAUUGUUCAAGCUGGUAAUUAUUCUGUGGAAAAUGAGAAACCUGCUCAAGCACGAUGCCCCUACGAUCCACAGCAUAACAGUACUUUUGUUUACGUGAAUGGCGAACUUUACACGGGUACUGUUGCCGAUUUUUCGGGAAUGGAUCCAAUUAUUUACAGAGAGCCCCUUCAAACUGAACAAUAUGAUUCUAUGAGUCUCAAUGCACCAAAUUUUGUCAGUUCUAUGACCCAAGGGGACUUUGUAUAUUUCUUCUUCAGAGAAACUGCUGUUGAGUACAUCAAUUGUGGAAAAGCGGUGUACUCUCGCGUUGCAAGAGUUUGCAAACAUGAUCGAGGGGGACCUCAUCGUUUUCGUAAUAGAUGGACAAGUUUUUUAAAAUCCCGCCUGAAUUGUUCAGUAACAGGCGAUUUUCCAUUUUAUUUUAAUGAAAUACAGUCGACAACAGAACUGAUAUCUGGUCAAUAUGGCAGUACAUCAGCACAAUUAAUAUACGGCGCAUUCACAACUCCUGUUAAUAGUAUAAGUGGAUCUGCCGUUUGUGCUUUCUCGUUGCAAGAUAUUGCUGAUACCUUCGAAGGUAAUUUUAAAGAGCAAAGUGCUCUUAAUUCAAAUUGGCUGCCUGUUCAGGGCUCUAAAGUUCCAGAUCCAAGGCCAGGACAAUGUGUCAAUGACUCUCGCACGUUACCUGAUUUAACUUUAAAUUUUAUAAAAAGUCAUUCGCUCAUGGAUGAAUCUGUUCCAAGUUUCUUUGGACAGCCCAUCGUCAUUCGAACAAAUUUCCAUUAUAGAUUCACACAAAUCACAGUUGAUCCACAAGUAAAAACACCGGGUGGUAAAACUUAUGAUGUUUUAUUUAUUGGCACUGAUAAUGGAAAAGUGAUAAAAGCAAUAAAUGCCGAAUCAGCUGAUUCACAUCAAAAAGUUAGUCCAGUUGUUAUUGAAGAGAUACAAGCAUUUCCAACGACAAUUCCAGUGCGUGGAAUAAAAGUUGUACGCGCCUCACAGGCUGGCGAUGGUUUAGAGGACGGUCGUCUUGUUGUUAUUUCCGAUAGUCAAGUACAAGCAUUGAGAUUACAUCGAUGUUACAGUGAUAGAAUUCUUUCUUGUGGUGAAUGUGUUGCACUACAAGAUCCCUAUUGUGCAUGGGAUAAAGUUGAGGGUAAAUGUCGUGCACUAGUUGGACCAGCAGCAACUGAUGCCACGAGAUUUUUGCAAAGUGUCGCAACUGGCAUACAUAAAUAUUGUCCGCCAAGUAAAACUGUAAAUAAAGAUGCUGGCAGCUUUGGAGCGAUAUCUGCCAAUCAAAAUAAAUUUCCUCAAGAUUCUCUAGCGUCUAAUAAAGAUGGGCAAGGAGGUGAGAUUAUAAAUAUUAUGCAAGACGAAGAACAAAGCAGUUCAGGACCGGAAGUAUCAGCAGCGGAUUCUCCAACGCCACAAUAUUCUGUCGAAACUUUAGUAAUGGCAGUGGUUGCUGGUGCAUUGUCUGCCCUAUUCGUUGGCUUUGUUACGGGUUAUUUAUGUGGUCGAAAAUGUAGAAAGGAUGAAGAUGAUAAUUUACCGUAUCCAGACACUGAAUACGAAUAUUUUGAGCAACGCCAAAAUGUUAACAGUAGACUCGCACCCGAGCCAAAAUUACUGCCACAGGAAGAAGUGACGUACGCUGAGCCAGUAUUGGUGCCUCAACCACCAAAAUUACAUUCGCCAAAGGGUACAAUGCGAAAACCACCACCAACACCAGCGGAGACACUAUUUCAAUUUCCCGAAGGUUAUGGAUUUCGUGGUCCACGCGAUAAUUUUGGUACAUUACGCUCACAUCAAGGCGAUGCAUAUAGACGUAACGAUGGCUUUGCGACAACUCGUAGUGUAAAAAAAGUUUAUCUCUGAGAAACGAGCGAGGAGGGAGGUGGUCGUCAUCGAAGUUUAGGACGACCAACACGACAACGUCAUAACGCGACAACAAGUCGAUGUCGCGCCGUGACAUCAGGGGGACAAUCAACUGGUGAAUUAGCUGGACCGAGGGCAUUGGAAUCACCCUCACCGCCGUCAAGUGAUUCUUCCAGUUCCCCUUCGCCUCCCUCCUCGUCACCAUCGCCAACCCUUGUUCCAAUUGCAAUGAGUGGAUCAUCACCUCCACCUGUACCACCUUGCAGUUUUAUUUAUCGUUCUUAGUCCAGGUAGGGUAGAAAUUAAAUAUCACAAAAAUAAAUACAUUCUCCUUGCGCGAAUUUCAAAAAAAAAAAAAAAAAAAAAAAAAAAAAAAAAGAAAA